GCGUGACGUCACGCCCCGCCCGCAGCCAUGCGUACUGAGCUUGUUAUCGGGUCGCUUGUUAUGACUGGAGAAGGCCUCGGACUCAAUUAAAACUUAUCCCCGGGACAGCCGCAUGCUCAUGGAGGGCAUGGACAUAGACCUGGAUCCGGAGCUCAUGCAAAAAUUCAGCUGCAUGGGCACCACGGAUAAAGAUGUCCUCAUCUCGGAGUUCCAGAGGCUGCUGGGCUUUCAGCUCAACCCGGCGGGCUGCGCCUUCUUCCUGGACAUGACCAACUGGAACCUCCAAGCAGCUAUUGGUGCGUAUUAUGACUUCGAGAGUCCGAAUAUCAACACGCCGUCAAUGUCUUUUGUGGAAGAUGUGACGAUUGGAGAGGGGGAGUCCGUUCCUCCUGACACACAGUUCACAAAGACAUGGAGGAUACAGAACACGGGUGCAGAGUCGUGGCCCCCAGGUGUGUGUCUGAAGUAUGUUGGCGGGGAUCAGUUUGGUCACGUGAACAUGGUGAUGGUGCGUUCUCUGGACCCACAGGAGAUCUCAGACGUGAGCGUGCAGAUGCGCAGUCCGGCCGUUCCCGGCAUGUACCAGGGCCAGUGGAGAAUGUGCACUGCCACCGGACUCUUCUACGGAGAUGUGAUCUGGGUGAUCUUGAGUGUGGAAGAAGGAGGCCUGCUGGGCGUCACACAGCAGUUAUCCUCCUUCGAGACAGAGUUCAACACGCAGCCACACCGCAGUCUGGAGGGAGACUUCAACCCUUUCGCCUCACCACAAAAGAACAAGCAGGACACCAAUGAGGAUAAUCUAAAAGACCCCGGGGGCCACUGGGAGGCCCCUCUGGACUCCAUUCAGCAAGAUCAAAAUGGACUCAAUCACAGCUCUGUAAAUAUUACACCAAAUGGUCUCCAAAACAACUUAUCAGUAGUGACUUACAGCCAGGGCAUUAAUGGACCCUUCCCAUUCGGACAGUCUUAAGACACAGAAACCACCUGGUAGCUCAUCAGAGCUGCUGCUUUUGCCCUUUUCCAGGGUUCAGUGAGAGGAGGAACAGAUUUACUCUAAAGACUUGGUGACCCUUCCUCUCCCCCCGACGCACCACAUCAUCACAUAAAUGUGUGGACAAAUCUGUUUGGCUCCAAAUCAAUAUUGAACCAACACCUGAGUUACGCAUGUGUGAAUGCUAGAUUUAGAUGAGUGCUAGAAAUUCUAAAGAGAUAUAAUGAAAAAUACACCAUUUUUUUUUAUCUGUAUUGUCACAUUACAGCGGUAAAUUCAGAUGUGUGAGUGAGUGCACGACUGCACAAGACAAAGAGAGGCAGGACGGGUGGAUGAGUGAAUGAUGAGUGCAUCUUAUGAGAGAGUCAUGUUUCACAGUAAAAUCAAUAGGAAAGCAUAAACAUUUUAUAUUUUGCACACAGAAAAUAAAACAUGUUUUUAAGACUUUUAUGAUAGAUUUUGCCCCAUGACAAUUAAGUACAUUAUCCCCCCCAAAAUGUAUUACUUUAAUAAAACAUGGCUUUUUUGUUGUUGUUGUUAAUUCAGUUGUUCUCACAUUUAAUUUUACAAUUGCACUAAUGUUUUAUAAGCCUGAUUUAAAUGCAACCAAUUAACAUAUGGCAAAAAAUAAGCAUUUGCAUUAUAUCGACAAAGGGAAUCUUAAUAAUAGUCCUAAAGCAGAUUGAGUUUUCUUUAAGCAAAAUACAAAUUUUUAUUUCUUCCUUUUGGUUUUGCGGUGAAAUAUGACCAGGGUUUGUUCUUGACAGGUUUUUGCGGUAGUCACCUCAAUAUGUGUGCGACAGCCAUGCACAAAAGCCAUCAACAAAGAAUUAAUGCCUGUCAAGUAGUUUUAUAAUUUUUCAUCAAUGUUCUCUGACUUUUUCUUUACAAACUGAGGAGUUUUGAGAAAAAAGGUCAAUGUGCCUACUUGGAGGUUCAAUUGUGUAACUGCUUUCAUAUGGUCCUUUGCCAGCCACUUGUAAUUGUUUAUUACAAAACUGUUCUCUGGAUUCAGUAAAAAAACAAAAGCCCAGCAACCUGUACAGCGUACAAGAGCACAUUACGUCUCAUUAUAUUGAAGUAUACAUCUGUACUGCCACCACAGGUCAAGUCAUAGCUGUCGUCAGAGAUCUUGUUGCUGUUAUCAUAUUUGUUUACAUUGAUGUUGUUCUGGAGUUUCAGAGUGCUGAUGUUGGUUUUCCACUUGUAAUGACUCAGUCCAUCAGAGAUGAUAGCAAGCAGAUGUGGCUUUGGUUCCCUUGUUUACUGACCUAAGAGUUCACAAGCACGUCAUUGAUUUUCCCAAUCAUACAUUUCUGUCAUUCACCUUGACCUACGAUGGUAUUAAGCCGUUUUAAAUGAGCUGAGGGUGUUUUAAUGAGGGGGAAAGUGUGAGAAUGAGUUCAUUUUAAAGGAAUAUUUUGGGUUAAAUGCAAGUGAACGUUGCCUGUGACAGAAAAUAGUUUGGAUAUGUACCUCUCUACCUGAAAAUGCAUUGAUAUGUAUGUGCCUGCAAUUGAAGUCUGUGGUAUUUGCACUACUUCCAUUGAAAGGGCAUUUCCCUACACACUUUUUUUUUUUAUGUUUAAUCUUACUAAGGUACCAAUAGUUUUCUGUUGUAACAUUUGCAUUUAUCCACAAAUAUUCUUUUUAAUUUGUAUCCUUGAGUUGUUGCUGUAUGUUGAAAUGGCAGAUUUGGAGCUGGGACGCUUCAAAUAAUAUUUUAAUGCGUAAAGGAGUUUUGUGGAGUUAAUUUGGUUUAAAUCGUGCCUCUGUGUUUGGUAUGACGGAAAGCUUCUUGGAUGUUUAUAUCUUGCUACAUAUAUCUGAAAGGCUGUUUUACUUUCGCUGCAAUGGUUAGGCAAUUUCUAAGACAUAAACAACAACGAAAAGUUAAUAAGUCUCUUAUAAUGUUUUUCUUUAUUGGUCCGUUUACUGAGAUAAAAGUUAGCUCACGAAGACAAAAUGGUUUAAACCAGGGGAGUCGAGACAAGUUGCUGUAGGGCCACAGCCCUGCACAGUUUAGAUGCAAAACUAAUUAAACACCUGAUCCAGCUAAUCAAGUCAUUAAGGCUUAUUUGAAAACUACAUGGUAUGUGUGUUGGAGCAGGGUUGGAACUGAACACUGCAGGGCUGCGGCCCUCCAGGAACCGACUUUGACACCCCUGGUUUUAAACAAAUUAGCUGCUAUCCUCAAGCAGUAUGCAAAUCACUGAGCCCAAAUUGACCUUUACGUCAGGGUAACAGAGAUUAGUGUCAGCUUGUCCUGUUAAAUUUAACACAUCAGGCAAUUCUUGUCCGUUUCCCCCCAGUUCUAUGCACCUGGAAAAUUUCGCCAUUAAUAAUACCAACGUUGCGUCCAGUGUUUUAGAAAUGCUGUGGCUUCAGCUUUACAUUGCAAAUGAUCUAUGCAGUGUUUUAAGGGACAGUCCCUUCAUAUUCCAAAAAGUUGCACUCACAGUUGAAGCAUAAAAGAAGCUAAUGUUCUGAAACUGGUCGCCGUUAGGACAGAAGUAUACUGACGUUUCGCCUAAUGCUCAGCCCAUAAACAGCUCACUGGAUGAUGUGAAGUCAUCAGUCAAGUCUUCCUGUGAGCUGUUCUUAGUGAAUGUCCUCAUCCCAAGCGCUGCACACUUCACGGCCUCCUUCCAAUUUAUAAUUACACUCUGGAUAUUUUUGUUUUUUGUUUUGGUGUUGCUUAUGCAUGUGAGAAGUGUGAUUGAUUCAUUGCUGCAUUAUUGUCUUUUUUUCAGAUUUUUCUUUUUUUUCUGUUAGAUCUGUUGGGUUUUCUGCACCGUGGCAUGGUGUAUGACUGAGCGGAGAGUUUGCAUAGAGUCCUAUGAUAGCACAGUGAAAAAGAGAAAAUAUGAAAAGCCUUUUCCUGUAUGUAUAAUUGAACAUUUGUAUGAUUAAAUUAACACUGAAACAUGA
This is a messenger RNA of Puntigrus tetrazona (Sumatra barb), 3922 nucleotides long. RefSeq names its product inflammation and lipid regulator with UBA-like and NBR1-like domains (gene ilrun). Gene Ontology annotation, cellular component: phagophore assembly site. Lineage: Eukaryota; Metazoa; Chordata; Actinopteri; Cypriniformes; Cyprinidae. The transcript has 5 exons. Bases 113 to 970 code for a protein of 285 amino acids. The record is from RefSeq and is a predicted model, not a curated record. Gene Ontology annotation, biological process: macroautophagy. Gene Ontology annotation, molecular function: ubiquitin binding.